Messenger RNA from Rubroshorea leprosula, 1084 nucleotides. The record is from the annotation of a GenBank genome assembly. NCBI's taxonomy places the organism in Eukaryota, Viridiplantae, Streptophyta, Magnoliopsida, Malvales, Dipterocarpaceae.
GGCCCCAUGACAGGUCAGCACAUGUGUUGGCAAGAUAAGAAAAAUAAAGAUAAUGUUGAGUAAUUAUCUUUUGAAACAGAAAGAGAUAAUGGCAGUUGGCAAGAUAGGGGAGGAUCACAUUUAAAAAGGAGAUUUUAUCUGAUAAAGUCCAAGUGGCAAAAUUUGAAAGGGGAUUAGACUAGGUCAAAGAUCCUUCCACUAAUUGAAGGAAUCUCCAUGGGGGAUCACAUUCUCUUUGACUCAAAGGCCCCUAAAGCUACAAGGUUGUCCUCAGAUGGCAAGGAAGAACAAAAUCCUUUAUUAGCAAUUUGGUUGCAAAAAGAUAGGCUAGUCAAGAGCUUGAUCGUUGCAACAUUAUCCCUAGCAAUUCGAAACUUUACAAUCGGACUCAAAUAUGCCAGGGAUGUAUGGAAGGCCUUGGAGGAGCACUUUGCAAACUCCUCUAAAGAAAGGGCUCGAGAUCUCUUACGACAACUACGAGAGGUCAAAAGAGAUGAACAUCCUACACAUGAUGCAUAUCUACAAAAGAUAAAUAUGAUUAGCAAUGAGCUUGCUGCUAUUAAAGAGCCACUUGAUGAUGGUGAUAAAGUAUACUGGUCUUUAAAUGGUCUUGGUGAUAAAUAUGAUAGCUUUGUCACACCAAUGCAGCGCCAUAAGAACUUGCUUUCAAAUGAGAAGCAAGUGUUUACUGCACAUCACAGAAGAGGUCCAUACAACAAUCAUUCUCCUAGAGGCAGAGGUCAAUCAAGAGGAAGAGGAGUCUCUUGCCCAAUCGGCAUCAGAGUAGCCAAAUAAGUCAAGACUAGAGUCUUUAAGCAAAUGAAGGCCAUAAUCAAUUGUUCCCUUCACAUAUCUCAAUAUUCUUUUGACUAACUGAAAGCUUCCAACAGUAGGAGAGUGAAUGGAUUAGCAUGCAGUAUUAAUGGCAUAUGAAAGUUCUGGCCUUGUGAUUGUUAGAUACUGUAAAGCUCCAACCAAACUUCGAAAGAGUGAAGGAUUGGAGAAUGGCUCUGUGUGAGAAAGUGCCAAGGACUUGGCGACCAUUGGUGUUGCUAUGGCUUUGCAAUCAAUCAUUCCUGCACAC